AUGCAUAGUUCACAAAUAAUUUUAUUUUUAGAUAGAAAUAUGUGGUUGAAAAAGAGAAAAAUAGGCACUAGGGCAUAUGAAAUCCCACAGGAUAGAUGCACAAAAUGGUGUGCAAGAAAGAUAAAGCCCAUUUCAUCUCGGGCGCUGUACUUUAUGUAUCUAACAAUUCUUUUAGAACAAUUAUAUGCUAUAAUGCAUAGAGUAGAGGAGCUUACACCUCUUAAAUACUAUACAAUUAACAACCCUGCGCUGGGGGAAGUACACAUACACGUAGGAGGACCGCUAAAUCCAGCAAGAACACAUAUAUAUGAGCGCAUGGGCAUUUUAUUAUACAAGAUGUACCUUUCUGCAGAAGUUAAGCGGGAGCAUAAUGAAAUAUUUAAUAAUCCCGGGUGGGCUGGGGAUACUAUUAUGAAACAAUUAAAAUGUAAGCAUUAUGCAGUGAUACCAAAUCCACUAUAUACGAGUAAACAGUUAGAGUAUAUGCAGGAGUAUUAUAGUAUAUUAUUUUUAAUGUUCCAUGGAGGAGAGGAAUAUAGGUCUGAAUUUAAAAACAAAACUAAUAUAUUUUGUAGGUUUCUCAGUAGUAUUAAUACAGCACAGAAUAAAGCUGAUCACACUAUUCUGGCUUCUUUGCUUCUUCUGGCAGAAGGACUGGAUAUUCCGCUGAAGUUUUUAAAAAACAACCAGCAUAUGCAUCUGGCAUUGCAGAAGAACCAAUCCAACGAUUUCCACUUUAAUUUCUGCAGAAAGGAGGUUGGUACAAGCAUUGCCGAAGUAAUAGAGGCUGAUGCAAGUAUUAUCGAAGAAAAUGCAGUGUAUUUUAAAACAGAUGAAGCACACGAAAUGUGCGCAUACAAUAUAGUGAACUUCUUUAUUAAGCACUCAUCAAAUUCUGUAAUAGAAGAACUAGGGUAUGUAGAACCAAAGACGUAUGAAGAGUACAAAACCCGAAAUUUUAUUAACUCACCAGGAUUUCUUAUUCAGAAAUAUGUGCACUAUUAUUUAAAUAGUAUUGAAGAAAUAAAAGAAUUUAUUAAAACUGUGCAUGAUUUAUUAUGUGAGUAUCUGCCAGGUAAGGAAACCCAGGAAAUGACAAGCACAGAAAAUACUGCAAAAAUAAUAUUUGACAGAUGCUUCAUAAGUUCAUAUAAUAAGAACUCCACAUGGGAAGGAAUUCCAUUGGAGGAAUUAAGCGAAUAUAUAUGGAAUAAGAUUCAAAAACUUGGCCCAAUAAACAUCAUAUAUGAAAGUUUAAUCAAUAGAUCACUAAGAGAUCAUGAGUAUGAAGAAACUGAGAGAAUUAAAAAUAGCUUUGCGGUGUUAUUUAAUAGAACUUUCAUACAGUAUAUAUUGAGUGACUGUUUAUUUAUUUUAGCAGAUAAAAUUAAAAUGUCAGAUGCCACUGUAAAUGCAAGUAAUAACAUACAGGUAGAGGAUUUUAUAAAAAUUACAGAGCAGAAAAAUCUAGAAUUUGAUGCUUUUUGGGAAAAUUUAGAAGUAAAAUGUAAUUAUGAAACUAUAGUGGCAGCUCUGUUCGCAAAAGCCAUUUAUAACAACUUGGACAAAAACCACAAAACAGUACAAUUAGCCGCAAACACAAUAGGGAGAUACAUGAAUAUAUGCAGCACAAACACAAAUUUACUUAUUUUUGCCAUUAUUGCAAGUAUUUAUGAACAGUCUAGGGAAAGUAACCCAAAGAUAUUUCUAGAAAAUAGUAUUUAUCCGAUGUGCCAUUAUUUAAACGUGUAUAUUAUGAACUAUGUUUCUUUCAUUCUUAUAUAUUUGAUACACAAGAAUGCACCGCAUGCUAUUAUUCGCUUUAUAAAGUCAUAUAUGGUAGUAAAAAGAAAAUUUAAUCUGUUUACAGUUACCAAUCUAAUACUAUGGCAUCUAAGUCAAACUGAAGCAAAAAAUCUAUUGCUGUGCUUAACCUGGAAUUUCACUACCACAGAAUAUAUACAUUAUGCUUUUAUGAGUGUGCAGAAAAUAGAAGACAAAAAAAGUAGGGAAAAUAUUGUAAAUGACAUGAACGAGUUUAUAUUGUUAUUGCAUAAUAUAGCCGCUCAGAACGGGUUGGACUUUAAAAAUAUUUCUAAUGAGUCUUACAUGAUAACUAUACAAAGUUCAAUUAAAGAGAUAUCUACACCAAAUACGGAUCAAAACACUUUCAGCUUUCUACUAAACGCCAUUCAAUCGAUUGAUAUUUCCCAAAGAAGCAUUUCUGAUCCAAUUCAGACUAAAGGCGACCAGAACAUCAAAACAAUGCACUCUAUUUAUAAUAGGAAUACUAAUGAAGGUGAAAAGUUGAAGUCAAUGGAAGAAAUAGAAAACAAGGCUAAUGAUACUAUUUACAUUCUAAACAAUAUAGAAGAAUUCUAUUGCAAGUACCAGAUGAUGGGUGCGCUUAUUGCAUGUGGUCCAUACAUAAAUAAGAAUGAAACAAUUAAAGCUCAGUAUAAUGAGAUACGAAAUCAGUUUAUGAGAAUCCAUAAUAAGAGUUGGGAUAUAGAAGAUGUUAUUUCUACUAUUUUUAUUGACAAUGAAAAAAAAAUAUGCGACUUUUUUAAAGCACUAAUAGAUCUAGGAGUAGAUAGUGCAUUAGAAAAUUGCCAAAAAUUAAUAGUCUUUACACCAAUCUAG
Molecule: messenger RNA, 2643 nt
Organism: Nematocida parisii ERTm1
Lineage: Eukaryota; Fungi; Microsporidia
Exons: 1
Coding region: 1-2643 (880 amino acids)
Source: RefSeq, a predicted model, not a curated record